This is a messenger RNA of Malania oleifera, 2004 nucleotides long. RefSeq lists its product as uncharacterized. The coding region runs from base 238 to 1668 and encodes 476 amino acids. Lineage: Eukaryota; Viridiplantae; Streptophyta; Magnoliopsida; Santalales; Ximeniaceae. The transcript is spliced from 9 exons. The record is from RefSeq and is a predicted model, not a curated record.
GGAAUUUGAGGCAAUAAAUUAUACCAAACUUCAAUAAUUCAUCCAUUGGAUAGUUAAUUUUCUGGUGGUGAGGGUGGCAUCUGCAAGAUCUAUGGAAGAUUCGUAACUUGCAGUUCUCGAGAAGCGAGCAUGGACGGGAAAAUUGGGGUCCCGAUAUUUCCGUCUCCAUUUUUUCCUCUGAAAUUCCACUCCCAUUUUACCUCUUAUUGUUUCUAAUUCAGGUUCUCGGCGUGAUAAAUGGAUGUUGAUGAUAUUUUUUCCAACAUAAAGCCUGUGAAUCUUCCAACCAGAAGUGCAAUUUACAUAUGGGGAUACAACCAAUGUGGACAAACAGGUAGGAAGGGGAAAGAACGCCAAUUAAGGAUCCCAAAGCAGCUUCCUCCCGAGUUGUUUGGAUGCCCUGUUGGGGCCAAUUCACGGUGGUUGGAUAUUGCUUGUGGCCGCGAGCAUACUGCGGCUGUGGCUUCGGAUGGAUCGCUUUUCACUUGGGGAGCAAAUGACUUUGGCCAGUUGGGGGAUGGAACUGAGGAGGGAAGGAAGCAGCCAAAGAAAGUAAAUCAAUUACAGUCAGAGUUUGUCAAAUCUGUAUCCUGUGGAGCACAUUGCACUGCUGCUAUUGCAGAGCCUCGGGAAAAUGAUGGAACCAUCUCAGCAAGCAGACUUUGGGUUUGGGGCCAAAAUCAGGGUUCAAAUUACCCGCGUUUAUUUUGGGGUGCCUUUACGCCGAACACGGUUAUUCGCCAAGUUUCUUGUGGGGCAGUGCAUGUGGUGGCUUUAUCUGAGGAUGGCCUGCUGCAAGCUUGGGGCUACAAUGAAUAUGCCCAGCUUGGCAGAGGUUUUAGUUGUGAAGGACUCCAGGGGCCUCGUGUAAUAAAUGCUUUUGCAAAGUUUCUUGACGAAGCCCCCGAACUUGUGAAGAUUUCCCAAGUGUCGUGUGGGGAGUACCACACAGCAGCUGUAUCUGGAAAAGGCGAGGUCUAUACUUGGGGACUGGGUAAUAUGGGUCAACUUGGGCAUUGUUCCCUUCAGUCUGGGGAUAAAGAGCUAUUACCAAGGCGAGUCGUCGCCCUUGAUGGAAUAUUCAUAAAAACUGUUGCAUGUGGUGGGGUACAUACAUGUGCUUUGACUUCAAAGGGAGCGCUUUAUGCCUGGGGUGGUGGUCAAGCAGGGCAGCUAGGACUUGGUCCCCAAAGUGGAUUCUUUUCAUGCACCUCUAAUGGAUCUGAAAUGUUGCUCCGAAAUAUCCCUGUUUUGGUUGUCCCAACAGGUGUGCUACUAGUUUCUUGUGGACAUUCCCACACACUUAUUUGUACAAGGGAUGGAAGAAUUCAUGGAUGGGGUUACAAUAGCUAUGGUCAGGCAGCUAAUGAGGAGUCUACAUAUGCUUGGUUUCCAUCACCAGUUGAUUGGUGUGUUGGUGAAGUGCGCAAACUGGCUGCUGGUGGAGGCCAUUCGGCUGUUCUGACCGAUGCAUGUUCUCUGAAGGACUUGUGUGAGUUCAGGCUUGCAGACAGUGUGACUCUUUCUAAUGCUUCUGAGAUAGAAGAUGUUGCUUCCAGAACUGGAUCUGAUGCUUUAGCACGCCUUUGUGAAAGAUUGAGGGGGCAUUUGCUUGGCUGUAGCGAUUGUGACUAUGAAGAUGACGAGAGUCCUUAUGUGAAGAACUGAGUAGGCAUUCAGAAUCAGUGCAUGAUUGCUAUUAAUUUGUUGUGAUGUGAAGAACUUGGUAAACAUUCAGCAUCAGCACCAUGAGUGCUAUCCAUUCUAUCCGUGGGUAUUUUAUUGCUCAUUUAUUGAUUGAUUAUCAGUUUAGUUAGGGGACUAAAAGCAGAACUGUGUUGUACUCAAAUGAGGAAGAGGACUUUCUUGUAUUGGUGACUCAUUGAAAUCCUAGAAAUUUGUAGGUGGUCGUUUGACAAUUGGGUAAAAACAAUUCUGGCUUUAGCCAUAUAUUCACAAUGUAUGACAAUAUUAAUAUAUUCAAGUGCGGACAGCAUUCAAACA